Molecule: messenger RNA, 567 nt
Organism: Hippocampus zosterae (dwarf seahorse)
Lineage: Eukaryota; Metazoa; Chordata; Actinopteri; Syngnathiformes; Syngnathidae
Gene: ltc4s
Product: leukotriene C4 synthase
Exons: 4
Coding region: 9-293 (94 amino acids)
Biological process (GO): leukotriene biosynthetic process
Cellular component (GO): membrane; endoplasmic reticulum; nuclear envelope
Molecular function (GO): enzyme activator activity; glutathione peroxidase activity; leukotriene-C4 synthase activity
Source: RefSeq, a predicted model, not a curated record
AAGACACCAUGGAUGAGCAGCAGCAUCAUCAGCUUGUUGGCCUGGCUGCCGUUACUGUCGCUGCCGUUCUGGAGCAAGCGUACUUCUCCUUGCAGGUGAUAAGCGCCCGGAGGAAGUUUCGCGUGUCACCCCCGUGUACGAGUGGACCUCCCCAAUUUGAGAGAGUCUUCAGGGCCCAAGUGAAUUGCUCAGAAUAUUUCCCUCUAUUCAUCGCCAUCUUGUGGACGUCCGGAGUCUUCUUCAGCCAAGGUGACGUCACAGCUACACUCACAGGGGCGUGUAGUUUGCGGUGACGUACGUGAUGAAUCGCGUGUGCUUGUGCGUGUCCCCCAGGUGCGUCUUGCGCGUGCGGCGCGGCCUACGUGAUGGCGCGUCUGUGUUACUUUCAAGGUUACGCAGAGUCGCCGCAGCAACGUUUGCGGGCGCUCUACGUGAGCGCGGGCUUCCUCUGGCUGCUCAUCGGCUUCUCCUGCAUCGGCAUUUUGCUGUCCUUCUGGCGACUUGCCGGCCGACUCCAACUUCUCAACUAGGCCGCCUGAGCCGUUGGUCAUCGGCCCAACUUCAGCG